AUGGGUACCAUGUACAAAACUUUAAGGAAACUGGGAACAAGAUCACAGAAACACCAGACAGGCACCACUAUCUCUACUGACGAAUUCAAGGCCCACUUCAGCAACGUAUCGAAGGACCGAUAUGAGAACGACCCGGGUACUUUGAUGAACACAGUCAAACAGAUACCAGAUGAAAGCAAAGACGUCAAGUUCAUAACAGCCAACCAGAAGCUGAACACCCUUCCGUCCGAGAAAGAAAUCAUGGAAGCACUGGAUGAGGUGAGAGAAUCGGCGCCAGGCAAGGACGGGGUCCGCAUGGUAUACAUUCGCAACGCAUACUGGAAAUGGAGGGAGAAAGUCAUCCACCUGGUGAUGAGAAUGUUCACGACCAGAGCAGACCUGUGGGAAGAGUCUCUUAAGAAAGCCCAAAUAGUACUGUUGCACAAAACAGGGAACAUCAAUGACGCCAACAAUUUCCGAGUUGUGUGCCUGCUCUCAAUGGCCAUUAGAAUUCUAGCAAGAAGGAUCGCAAACCACCUGAGAACAUGGAGCGAAGAACUCCAGAUAUUGGACGAAAACCAAAGCGGGUUUCGACCAGGCAGGUCCACGGCAGACGCAAGCCAGAUCUUCAUAAGGAUAAGAGAGGACGUGGAAGAUCUCAGGAGACGGAGGAUAAGAGCCGGAAUCUCAGUAGAAGCCAACACAGACCGAGAAGCCAGACUUUUAGACCUAACAAAAGCUUAUCCGCGGGUCAGCAAACCGGUCCUGUGGGCGGUCUUAAGGCGCUACGCGAUGGAAGGCCCGUUUUUUGACACAAUUAUGGAUUUGCAUGAAGCCACAACCUAUAGUAUAAAGGGCAAAGAGGGCGACAGCGAAGAAUAG
This is a messenger RNA of Symsagittifera roscoffensis, 861 nucleotides long. RefSeq lists its product as uncharacterized. The coding region runs from base 1 to 861 and encodes 286 amino acids. The transcript has a single exon. Lineage: Eukaryota; Metazoa; Xenacoelomorpha; Acoela; Convolutidae. The record is from RefSeq and is a predicted model, not a curated record.